Orussus abietinus is the source of this 3694-nucleotide messenger RNA. It is a transcript of the gene RpI135, whose product is annotated as DNA-directed RNA polymerase I subunit RPA2. Gene Ontology annotation, biological process: DNA-templated transcription. Gene Ontology annotation, molecular function: DNA binding; DNA-directed RNA polymerase activity; ribonucleoside binding. The record is from RefSeq and is a predicted model, not a curated record. NCBI's taxonomy places the organism in Eukaryota, Metazoa, Arthropoda, Insecta, Hymenoptera, Orussidae. Bases 200 to 3676 code for a protein of 1158 amino acids. Gene Ontology annotation, cellular component: nucleus; RNA polymerase I complex. The transcript is spliced from 15 exons.
UCUGCUAACGUACGAAACCAGAGGGCAGAACAGGACGCGAUCACACGUUCCUGCCCGUGAGCAAUCUUCCAACUAAUCUCUCUCUCUGAUUUACUGUGAAAAAGUAUGAAAAUGACCUAGGGUAUUUUACUUAUUCCACCCUGAUUUCAAUGAAAGCAGAUACACGUGCUAGUUUCGGCGGUUGGGGAACACGCGUCUAAUGAAGGUUAUUUUUAAGCAACUUGAAAUGUUAACAGAACCAGUGCUAAGCAACUGUGCGUCAGAUUUUGGAUUGCCGGCUGCAGAACAAAAUGCGGUUAGUAUGAUUUAUUCAUGGCUGUUCAUUUUUGUAGUCUAUUAUUGUACAUCAGUUAAUUUAAUAUUUAUUUUAAAGCUUUUGCAAUCACUGGGAGCACCGCAUGUAGAAUCCUUCAAUUAUAUGCUGGAGGCUGGUUUGAUGGAGAGUAUACAGAAUAUUGAACCAGUGUUUUUAACUUUACCUAAUGGAGAUAAGGUGGUAUUCAAAGUAGACGAUGUUACGAUCUAUCAACCAAUGGUGCCGUUGGGUACAAUCGGUGUAAAAAAUCAUAAGAUCUACCCUACGGAAUGUCGUCAAAGAGGAGCUACAUACAAAGCCAAGUUAACUGCAAAAAUUUCUUGGUCUAUCAAUGGCAAACAGCAAGAGAGCUUGGAGAAAGAUUUGGGAGAAAUUCCUAUUAUGGUUAAGUCCAACCGGUGUCAUUUAAACAAAUUGUCUCCAGCAGAAUUAGUGACUCAUGGAGAACACGAGCAGGAAUGGGGAGGUUAUUUUGUAGUUAAAGGUCAUGAAAGACUGAUCAGAAUGUUGUUAUUGACUCGUAGAAACUAUCCUAUUACGGUUCGGCGAUCUGGAUGGAAAGCUCGAGGGAUUCAAUUUAGCGAUAUGGGUCUUCUUUUAAGGAGUGUGACAGAUGAUGGCAGUGCAGUGACCAAUACGUUGCAUUACGUCACAGAUGGAUCUGUAAAGUUAAUGUUUUCACACAGAAAAGUUCUUUACUAUGUUCCUUUAAUUUUAAUGCUGAAAUGUCUACUUGAUGUUUCGGAUAAAUAUAUAUUUAAUUUACUGACUGCCGGAAAUGAAGAUGACUUGUAUUAUAGGGGAUGUAUACUAAAUAUGCUACGAGCUGUUCAUGACGAAGGCUUGCAUAAUCAUAAUCAAUGUAAAGCAUAUAUCGGAAGGAUGUUCAGGAUUAAAUUUUUUGAAUUACCAAUAGAUAUAACAGACAGUGAAAUUUGUGACUUCAUUAUCAGAAAGUGCAUUGCCAUUCAUUUAGAUGAACCUGACGAUAAAUUUAAUUUACUUGCCUUUAUGACUCAAAAAUUAUUUGCUUUUGCUAAUAACAAAUGUGCUGUCGAGGGUGCAGAUGCUGUAAUGAUGCAGGAAUGUUUACUUGGAGGCUACUUAUAUCUGCAGGUUCUGAAAGAGAAAUUAUAUUCGUGGUUGGUGGGUUUAAAAGCCACGGUUACAAAGCGUAUGAAAAAUACUGGAAGUGCAUAUGCAUUAACUGUGCAGGAAAUGUUGACCGCUUUAAAAUAUUGUGGUACUCUUGAAACGCAAAUGGAAAAUUUUGUGGCUACUGGAAAUAUAAAAAGUAAUUCUGGACUUGGCUUGAUGCAAAAUACAGGUCUUACGAUAGUAGCAGAGAACAUAAACAGAAUGCGUUACAUGAGUCAUUUUCGAGCGAUUCACAGGGGUUCGUUCUUCCAAGAGAUGAGGACCACCGAAGCUAGACAAUUGUUGCCAGAUGCUUGGGGCUUUAUCUGUCCCGUUCAUACACCGGAUGGAACGCCUUGUGGCCUCCUGAAUCAUCUUACCAUGAACUGUAUAGUUACUAAACAUCCAGAUAAGAAAUUGGUAGCUGGUAUUCGUACUGUACUCAUGGAUUUGGGAAUGCUGCCACUAUCAAUUGCUAAGAAUUCUAAGGAUACCUACACUGUGAUGUUGGAUGGAAACAUAAUAGGUCAUCUAGAGAAUAAUAUCGUAGCUAGAGUUGUGGAUAAACUCCGUAUUAUAAAAAUUGCCGGAAAAAAGAUACCAUCGACACUAGAAAUAGUUUUGGUCCCUAAGAAAAGUGUGCCUUCUCAAUAUCCAGGUUUAUAUUUGUUCACUGGUCCGUCUCGAAUGAUGAGGCCUGUAAUAAAUCUAGUUGCUAAUAAUGUCGAGUUAAUUGGUACGUUUGAACAAGUUUAUAUGGAUAUCUGCAUAACACCUGAAGAGGCAUAUAAUGGGCUAACAACUCACCAAGAACUAUCAAAAACUGGCUUCAUCAGCAAUCUAGCGAGUCUUAUACCGAUGCCAGAUUGCAAUCAAAGUCCUAGGAAUAUGUAUCAGUGUCAAAUGGGUAAACAGACAAUGGGCACACCCUGUCACACAUGGCAUCUGCAAUCGGAGACAAAACUGUACAGAUUACAAACCCCUGCAACGCCGCUUUUCAGACCAGUUCAUCAUGACAAUAUCAACAUGGAUGAGUAUGCAAUGGGCACUAAUGCUAUAGUAGCUGUUAUUUCUUACACGGGAUACGAUAUGGAAGAUGCAAUGAUAAUAAAUAAAGCUGCAUAUGAAAGAGGUCUUGCUCAUGGGAUGAUAUAUAAGUCGGAAUUUGUUGAUCUCAAAGACCAGAAGAGUUAUUUUUGUCGAAAUCCUGAUAGCCCCGAGUUAGCAGACAAAUUGGACCCCGAUGGUUUGCCCAUACUUGGUACAACAAUUAAAUUCAACGAUUUUUACUACAGUUAUUACGACGCAGAACAAGCCAGAUACCGCGUAGGCAAAUACAAAGGAAAGGAGGAUGUUUAUGUUGAUAACGUUCGACUUUGCGGUACUCUGCAGGCUACUUUUCCUAGAAGAGCCUGUAUAACAUUUCGCGUUCCACGUAACCCCAGCGUUGGAGACAAAUUUGCUUCAAGGGCUGGUCAGAAAGGCAUUUGUUCGCAAAAGUGGCCUGCAGAGGAUUUGCCUUUCACUGAAACAGGGCUAAUUCCAGACAUUGUAUUUAACCCACAUGGUUUUCCAAGUCGAAUGACCAUCGCUAUGAUGAUAGAAGUCAUGGCUGGUAAAUCAGCAGCUCUUCAUGGCUUGGUGCACGAUGCAACACCUUUCAGAUUUUCUGAAGAAGACACCGCAGCUGAUUUCUUUGGGAAACUGUUGGAACGAGGUGGAUAUAAUUAUUAUGGGACGGAGAGAAUGUAUUCUGGUAUAAAUGGUCGUGAGAUGACAGCUAAUAUUUUCUGCGGUGUUGUGCAUUAUCAGAGAUUACGACACAUGGUAUCGGACAAGUGGCAGGUCAGAAGCACCGGGCCAAUUGAUGUUUUAACGAGACAGCCAAUUAAGGGACGUCGGAGAUGUGGGGGUGUAAGAUUUGGAGAGAUGGAACGAGACUCCUUGAUUUCACAUGGCUGUGCAUACUUACUUCAGGAUCGCUUAUUCCACUGUUCUGACAAAACUACGACAAUGGUGUGUAAAAAGUGUGGCACCUUAUUAGGACCUGUGAUGGACGUAGUGUUAAAUGAGUCUGGUGAAGGAGAGAAAAGAACCAGGUGUCGUCUCUGUGGAGAUGGCGGAGUAGUUGCAGAAGUUGACAUACCUUAUAUAUUCCGAUAUCUUGUAACUCAACUCACUUCUUGUAAUAUCAACGUGAAAUUAACGUUUUCUGAAGAAUAAAAUACCUUUCUUACAGUU